Schizosaccharomyces osmophilus is the source of this 1038-nucleotide messenger RNA. It is a transcript of the gene imt2, whose product is annotated as mannosyltransferase Imt2. NCBI's taxonomy places the organism in Eukaryota, Fungi, Ascomycota, Schizosaccharomycetes, Schizosaccharomycetales, Schizosaccharomycetaceae. Bases 1 to 1038 code for a protein of 345 amino acids. Gene Ontology annotation, molecular function: mannosyltransferase activity. The transcript has a single exon. Gene Ontology annotation, biological process: mannosyl-inositol phosphorylceramide biosynthetic process. The record is from RefSeq and is a predicted model, not a curated record.
AUGGCACCGACCCGCUACAAAAUUAGUAUCUUUUUGGGUUUUCAUCUCUUUCUUCUUGGAAUCCUCGUUGUUUGGUUUCGCAACGCGCUCUUUAUGUUUACGGAUGAUUUCCAAAAGGACAUCAUUCCUUCUGCCGAGCUUCGAUACUCAAGAGAACAGAUUUUUCUUGCUUCUAAAAACACGUCUGUAGAGAAUUCCAAACUUCCAGAAUGGCUCCCAUCUGUUUUUGGACAUGAACCCGUAAUUCCUAAAAUUAUUCACCAAACAUGGAAGACAGAUACAGUGCCUGAAAAAUGGAAAGCUGCCCAAGAGAGUUGCAUAUCUAUGCAUCCUAACUAUCAAUAUAUUUUAUGGACUGACGAAAUGUCCAGAAAUUUCAUUGCUGAACAUUAUUCAUGGUUUCUCAAGUACUUUGACGCUUAUCCCUAUAACGUGCAGCGCGCAGACGCAAUUCGUUACUUCGUGCUUUUUCAUUAUGGAGGCAUCUACAUCGACCUUGAUGAUGGCUGCCGACAGUCCCUCGAUAGCCUAUUGUACUAUCCUGCUGUCUUUCGUAGGACCGACCCAGUAGGCAUCUCCAAUGAUGUUAUGGGCACUGUUCCUGGUCAUCCUUUUUUUUCUUUUAUUUUAAGCAACCUAGCGCGCAAUGCAAAGUCUUAUGUCUUUCCAUAUCCGACCAUUAUGUUUAGCACAGGUCCGCUGUCCAUCAGCUUUCUUUGGGAACGUUAUCAAAACCUAUUACCGAGAGACAGUUCCGCAUCUGCAAGAAUACGUAUUCUCUUGGAACAAGAUUACAAGUUCUCCAACCAAUCUUACUUCACUUUUUAUGAAGGCUCUUCCUGGCACGACAAAGAUGCCUCCUUAAUUUUAUGGGCUAACAAACAUAUCUUGGGUUUGAUUUCCACUGGCUUCAUUGCUUAUUUCCUUCUUUCAUAUUCCGUUUUUUCCAUACUCCUUGAUAGUCGUAUUUACGAACGAUGCUUUUUCUCUCGCCAACACAAAGUUGCGCUGCCACUUUCAGAACAAGAAGACGUCUAA